Messenger RNA from Penicillium chermesinum, 210 nucleotides. RefSeq lists its product as uncharacterized. Bases 1 to 210 code for a protein of 69 amino acids. The record is from RefSeq and is a predicted model, not a curated record. Lineage: Eukaryota; Fungi; Ascomycota; Eurotiomycetes; Eurotiales; Aspergillaceae. The transcript has a single exon.
AUGAAGAUCCAGUUCCUGCUGAGUGCCUUCACCAUUGCGCGCACGGCAACGGCAUUUUAUGGCCAAAUGGCUGCUUCCGACUACAUUCUGAAUGAGGGCGGUGUCUCCCAGGACAUUUACUUGACUGAUUACAACACCGGAUCUACCUACAUGGCAAUUCUCUAUGGAGGCUUUAAUGCUUGCACUUCUACCGAGUGCUCCGUUGGGUAA